This is a messenger RNA of Dreissena polymorpha, 1083 nucleotides long. RefSeq lists its product as uncharacterized. Gene Ontology annotation, biological process: neuropeptide signaling pathway. Gene Ontology annotation, molecular function: G protein-coupled peptide receptor activity. The coding region runs from base 1 to 1083 and encodes 360 amino acids. The transcript has a single exon. NCBI's taxonomy places the organism in Eukaryota, Metazoa, Mollusca, Bivalvia, Myida, Dreissenidae. Gene Ontology annotation, cellular component: membrane. The record is from RefSeq and is a predicted model, not a curated record.
AUGUCCUUGGCCUUCUACGGCUGGAAGGUGGCAAAGACUUCGACAAACUUCUUCAUUUGCGCCCUGUCCGCCGUCGACCUCAUCACGUGUUUCGUCCUUCUAGGCGAGGUAAUCGAACUAUGCUAUGUCGUUAACUUUCCCAGCGUUUUCCUUUGCAAGUCUCUCUACUUUUUGAAUCAAUGGCUGGUAGUCACGUCAGGCAUGAUGCUCUUCCUUGUGGCCAUGGACCGAUUCCGGAAGAUAUGCCGGCCUCUGAAGUGGCAGUUCACGGAGCGGACGUGUCGGCUGGCAUUCGGGGUAUUUGUAGCGUACGGUCUCGCGCUUUCGUUUCGGAACUUAUGGACAGUGAACGUCAUUGCCGCGCGCAUUCCGGAUGAUGAGCUUAAUCAGACGGUCAAUGUAUCGCACUGUACACUUGACUUUCAAAACUACAACGUCGCCGUUCAGUUCUUUCACUUCCUCGACCUUUGUUCAUUCGUCGUCAUCAUCGGUGGUUCCAGUGUGCUGUACGGUUUUAUUGUGCGCGAAAUCAUCAUGUCCCGAAAGCGUGUAGAUAGAUUUACUCGACGGAUACCGAACUUUGUUCCGUCGCCAUCGUCAAGCAAAGCGGACAAAGUCAUUCCAAAUGAACGAAGGAAUUCGUCUGAUAUCAGUUGUUCCAAUUUCGUUGUUGAGACAGAAAAAACAUCGGUCUCGAUAGAAACUGCGAGAACCCCAGUGUACAAUUCACAGAUGCUCGACAACAUCCUCCUGCGACGCGGAUCCAAACGAUGCCGACCAGCGACAAAUCUCCAGGUCAAAACGUUUGAGGUUGAAAAGAAAAUAACGUUCAUGCUGAUAGUGAUAACUGUCGUGUCACUCGUCAGUUUUUUGCCGCAUUUCGUGGUCAACCUUGCGUUGAAGGAAAGGAUAAUAAGCGCGAGAGAUGAAUUUACUGUUGAGGUUCAGUUCCUGCUGAGAAUGUUCAUGAUGAACAACGCUAUAAACCCAUACGUCAUGGCGAUAUGUAACAGACAGUUUCGACUUUUCAUCAAAACCAGUAUUCUGGGUUGUAAGGGAACACAAACGUUGGAGGUCAACUGA